GGAAGCGGGGUAACCGGACGGCGGUUGUGCGCAGGCGCGGGCGAAGGUUUUUUUUUAUUCCCGAUCGCAAGAAUCGGGGCGCAGGAGAAGCCGGGGGCGUUGUCCAUGGAGUCCAAGGCUGCCGUUUGGAGGCUCCAGGUGCUGCUGGGACAUCUGUCCCGCCGGCCCGACUCGGACCCCGGGCCGAGGGCCGCGCCGUGCCGCGGGGCCUCCGCUCAGGCCGCGGCCGGCGACGUGGUGGUGGUGCACGGCCGGCGCACGGCCAUCGGCAAGGCGGGCCGCGGGGGCUUCAAGGACACCACCCCCGACGAGCUCCUGUCGGCCGUGAUGACCGCCGUGCUGCAGGACGUGAACCUGAGGCCGGAGCAGCUGGGGGACAUCUCCGUGGGCAACGUGCUUCAGCCUGGAGCCGGGGCAGUGAUGGCCAGGAUUGCACAGUUUCUGAGCGGCAUCCCGGAGACCGUACCUCUGUCCACCGUCAACCGACAGUGCUCUUCCGGCCUGCAGGCGCUGGCUAACAUUGCAGGUGGCAUCAGAAAUGGGUCUUAUGACAUUGGCAUGGCCUGUGGGGUGGAGUCCAUGUCCAUGGCCGAGAGAGGGAAUCCUGGCAACAUCAGUUCCCGCCUGGUGGACAAUAAGAAGGCCAGAGACUGCCUGAUCCCCAUGGGAAUCACUUCGGAGAACGUGGCUGAGCGGUUUGGCAUCUCCAGGGAGCGGCAGGACGCCUUCGCACUGGCCUCCCAGCAGAAGGCAGCCAGAGCUCAGAGCCAGGGCUGCUUCCGUGCCGAGAUCGUGCCCGUGACCACCACCGUCCUGGAUGCCAAAGGCAACCCCCAAGCCCUCACCGUGUCUCAGGACGAGGGCAUCCGUCCCAGUACCACACUGGAGGGUCUGGCCAAGCUGAAGCCUGCCUUCAAAGAUGGUGGCUCCACCACGGCUGGAAACUCAAGCCAGGUGAGCGACGGGGCGGCGGCCGUGCUGAUGGCGCGGAGGUCCACAGCAGAGGAGCUGGGCCUCCCCAUCCUCGGCGUGCUGAGAUCAUUCGCGGUAGUCGGGGUCCCCCCUGACAUCAUGGGCGUGGGGCCCGCCUACGCCAUCCCUGUGGCUCUGCAGAAGGCAGGGCUGACGGUGAAUGACGUGGACAUCUUUGAGAUCAACGAGGCCUUUGCCAGCCAGGCCCUGUACUGCGUGGAGAAGCUGGGCAUCCCCCCUGAGAAGGUGAACCCCUUGGGGGGCGCUGUGGCCCUGGGCCACCCGCUGGGCUGCACUGGUACGCGCCAGGUGGUCACGCUGCUGAAUGAGCUGAAGCGCCGUGGAAAGAGGGCCUACGGCGUGGUGUCCAUGUGCAUUGGCACCGGCAUGGGAGCCGCUGCUGUCUUUGAAUACCCUGGAAACUGAGGCCCUGCUGGUGUUCCUGAACUCCCUGUCCUCCGUGGAGUACGGGACUGCAGCCAUGAUCCACGAGCCCGAGCCCUGCCUCGCCAGAUGGGGUGUGGGGACAUCGAAGCACUUUAUCUAGUUUGGAAAAUGUGAAGGCAGAUGGCGCAGUCCAUGAGGGGUCACGCAUGGAGUGGUCCCCACCAGCCCUCUGUCUAUCUGGGCACAAGUCGGUGUGGGGCCCCUGUGCCUGGGUCUGGUGUGUAAUUGGGGGGACAGCAGGCUGCCAUAGGUGGAAUAAACGUGCUAUAUCAUCUUGA
This is a messenger RNA of Dipodomys spectabilis (banner-tailed kangaroo rat), 1697 nucleotides long. RefSeq names its product acetyl-CoA acyltransferase 1 (gene Acaa1). Gene Ontology annotation, molecular function: acetyl-CoA C-acyltransferase activity. Gene Ontology annotation, cellular component: peroxisome. Lineage: Eukaryota; Metazoa; Chordata; Mammalia; Rodentia; Heteromyidae. The coding region runs from base 106 to 1398 and encodes 430 amino acids. The record is from RefSeq and is a predicted model, not a curated record. The transcript has 12 exons. Gene Ontology annotation, biological process: fatty acid beta-oxidation; phenylacetate catabolic process.